AUGGAAAUUACGCAUAUUGUCCUGUUUCAGUUCAAAGCUGGCGUGCCUGCCGAGUCUGUUAAUGAUGUGUGCGCGCGAAUGCUUGCAUUGAAAGACAAAUGUAUUCAUCCUACUCGACAACAACCGUAUAUUAAGGCCGCAAAAGGUGGAAGAGAUAACUCAACUGAAGGGUUGCAAGACGGAAUUACCCACGCCUUUGUUGUCGAGUUCGAGAACGACGAAGAUCGAGAUUACUACGCGAAGAAUGAUCCUGCCCACCUGGGGUUUGUGGGCAGUCUGGGUGAAGUUGUUGAGAAAAUUCGAGUUGUUGAUUUUGCCGACGGAGUGUUCUGA
This is a messenger RNA of Paracoccidioides brasiliensis Pb18, 333 nucleotides long. RefSeq lists its product as uncharacterized. The record is from RefSeq and is a predicted model, not a curated record. Bases 1 to 333 code for a protein of 110 amino acids. The transcript has 3 exons.